Molecule: messenger RNA, 1619 nt
Organism: Hevea brasiliensis (rubber tree)
Lineage: Eukaryota; Viridiplantae; Streptophyta; Magnoliopsida; Malpighiales; Euphorbiaceae
Product: bifunctional nuclease 1
Exons: 11
Coding region: 376-1365 (329 amino acids)
Biological process (GO): protein ubiquitination
Cellular component (GO): VCB complex; nucleus
Molecular function (GO): nuclease activity
Source: RefSeq, a predicted model, not a curated record
AGUGAUGCAUCUCCUGAAAGCUGAAACAGUUACAACCCUUUCUUAAUUCUCGCAAGCUUACCAAAAGCCAAGAAAGAAUCUCUUAUCUCAUUACUCCUCCUCGCCCAUCUCUCAUUCCCCUUUUAUCUGAUCCUUUCUUGUCGGUUCGUUCAAAUCUUUUACCAUCUUAAUUGCUUACACUCCAAUACCUCUCUUUUCAUCCCUUUCAUUCCUUCGAUCGUUUCGCUUUAUUUCUCAGAGGAAUUUAUUGAAUUGGCCUGGUUCUUGAGAAUCAUACUAGCUGUGAUACGUGAGUUUUGACCGCUCAUCCUUGUAAAGAGGUCCCGAGAUUGCUGCUUCUUUUUUGGAGGAUUUCAGGACUUGUGAGGAGGUGAGAUGGCGUCAUUGCAAGGACCUGUUAUUUGCCCUGCUGGGCGUGCAAAACAAGCAGGAAUUUACACUCUGCCAGUGAAUGUCCCUUUGGUGAAUGCUAGGCUUAUUAGAAAUGGGUUAUGGAGAUUCAAGAGGAUCGAUGGUUACAAAACUAAAGUGGGUUUAUUUUCUCCUCAACUAAUUGCACAAGGGCGCUAUACAGUGCAGUGUUGUUUGAGUUCAUCCUCGAAUGGCAAUGGGAGCACAGCCGAGAAUUUCAAUGAAAACGAUGAAGAUUAUGUCAACUCCAGCAUAGUUGAAGCUGUUGAGGUUAAGAGUGGAGCAGAUGGUUUCACGAUCAAAAUGAGGGAUGGGAGGAACUUACGAUGUGUCCAUAACAACCCUCAAGGUGGGCGUCUGCCAGACUAUGCACCACAUCCUGCAAUUGUAUUGAAGAUGGAAGAUGGGACUGGUCUUCUUCUCCCUAUAAUUGUUUUGGAGAUGCCAAGUGUGUUGCUUAUGGCAGCUGUGCGCAAUGUUAAAAUAGCUAGACCAACUUUGUAUCAAGUGGUGAAGGAAAUGAUUGACAAAAUGGGCUAUGAAGUCAGACUUGUUAGAGUUACUAAGAGGGUGCAUGAGGCAUAUUUUGCUCAGUUAUACCUAACAAAGAUGGGCAAUGAGAAAGAAUGGGUCAGCUUUGACCUGCGUCCUUCAGAUGCCAUCAAUAUUGCAGUGAGAUGCAAGGUGCCAAUUCAAGUCAACAAGUACCUGGCAUACAGUGAUGGGAUGAGAGUUAUUGAAUCUGGAAAGCUAACACAUUCUCCUGCUUCAGAUGGUUUGUUAUUUACUGAACAAGAUCGGCCUACUGGUCAGCCUUGUCUUGACACCAAGGAGUUUAAUCUUGUCCGCAACAUGAUUACAGCAGCCAUUGAGGAACGUUACCAAGAUGCAGCUCAAUGGAGGGACAAACUUGGUCAAUUUAGGGCUAAAAGGAACUUGAAGAAAUAUACAUGACAGUUAUUCCACGAGAAAUUGUAUAUAGAAAACAUUGUUGGAAGCUGAUGAGAUCAGUUUUAUACAGCAGUAACCAAUUAUGUCCCUUUCCCUUUCUACCAAUGUGCGUGUAACAAGUUUGUGAAUAUAUGUAUAGAUAAAACUUUGCUUACAAAAACGUUGAAGCAAUUUAACACUUGUUGAUUUCUGCUUAUUAUUCUGCUGUGGAUGCUGAAGCUUAUCAGCUAUUAAUUGCAUGAGGGGUUCUUCUUGCA